AUGCUAUGUAAAAUAGAAAAAAAAAGAAUUUAGAAAUUUUUGAUAAUCAUCAAUAUGCUUAUUAAACUUCUCUAAGUUAUGUAAAGGCAGGAUUAUUAAUAAAAUUAAGAAAUUGAAUUAAUUACAAUAAAAAGAAAUAAAAUUUGCUAAAUAUAGUAAAAUAAGAAAGGAAGACAGAAAAAAAUCAGAUAAAAAGGAUACAAAGAAACUCAUUAUUAUAUAAUGGAAUAAAUGGAAGAUUAAAAAUAAUAGAAGAAAAGAGAAUAGUAAUAAAAAUCAUAAGAAUUGAAGUAUUAUGGAAUUGAUGAUGAAUAAAAUAAAAGAGAAGAUCAUGAUAAUCUUAAAGAAAGAAAGAAAAUUUUACAUAAUUUAGACAAGAUCUGAU
Molecule: messenger RNA, 385 nt
Organism: Paramecium sonneborni
Lineage: Eukaryota; Ciliophora; Oligohymenophorea; Peniculida; Parameciidae
Source: the annotation of a GenBank genome assembly